GGUUGAGUGGUACCGCGAUUUUUAUAAUAACUAGCUGAAUAAUCCUGCACUCCUCGUUGCUACUGGUAAAUAUACAGACCCCAUACAAGGCGACAAUACGGCUCUGGCAUGGUUAGCCUAUAGCACGACCAUGCACUUAUGCGGCAGCUUGGCUUUGGUUGACACCCUAGUCAUAUUUUGAGUGCAGAAGCUGAAGAAGUCAUGUGCUGAACGCGAAAAAAGAAUCACUUUCACCGUUCCAGAAGAUGGCCAAGCAAGAACCCUCCCCUUACGGUCGUCUUCGAAGAGACAUGGGUCUCUUCAGCGCCAUAGCCGUGGUCGUUGGAAACUGCGUCGGUGCUGGAAUCUUCAUUACACCGAACAUCGUUUAUCGAGGUGCGGGAUCUGUCGGCGCCGAUAUUCUUGUGUGGCUGGCGGCAGGAUUCGGCUCCCUCGUACACGGACUCUGCAUCGCUGAACUCGGCACGAUGCUACCAUCUGCUGGUGGCCCAUACGAGUACUUAAAGGUUGCUGUCGAGUCCCUGGGAAGAACGGGAGAUGUCAUUUGUUUCUUGUACUCCUGGUGCUUCCUCAUGGCUGAUCCCAUGGGGGCGACUCUUCACGCUCUGACGUUCACCAGUUACUUUCUCGAACUUGUGUACGGCACCUGUGUGCCUCCGUCAUCCGCCACUGCGCUGGUGACUAUUUUGGUGAUUGAACUGUCCGCGGCUGUCAACAUUUUUUCGCUGCGGGCAUCGAUGAAAUUGCAGGACUAUUUAUUUAUUGUGAGACUUGGCGUUCUACUGGCAAUAAUUGCAACUGGCUUCAUCUGGGCCUUCCGAGUGCCGCUCGCCUUCGACAAGUUCUCAUUCAACGGACGAACCACGCCAAGAGGAGCGGUGGAGGCCUUUGCUGUGGCAAUGUUCACCGGUGCUGGAAGCACUCCGAUCGCCUGCAUGGCCGAAGAGAUGUCGGACCCUUGCCGAACUAUCCCAAGGGCCCUAUUGGGUGGUCUCUCCCUUAUAACCGCGCUGCACGUCUUGACAAACAUGGCGUACUUCAUUGUCUUGGAUCCCGGACGCCUGACUGAAACUGAGGCGACAGCAGCAGCAUUCGCACGAGCCACGUGGGGCACCACCGGUCACAUCCUGGUGCCCCUCAUUGUCUGCGUCUGCACCUUCGGGACAAUGAGCUCCAGCUGCUUCACCAACACACGCCUUUGCAUGGCUGCCGCUCGCAACAAGCAUCUACCCGAAAUCUUCGCUCUGAUCUCGGUGAAGACUUCACUUCCUGUGAUCUCCAUAGGCUGCAGAACGUGCGUGGCGUUGGUAUUUAUAGCUACCGGCUCAAUGGCAUUCCUCGCCAAAGGCUUCAUGGCAGUCGUUUCUGUGAUGAACUUGAUGACGAUCCUAGCCAUGUUCCAGCUACGCCGGACACUCAUUGGCAAGUCGAGGGCGAUAAAAGUGCCAACGUUUCUCAUAUUUGCGAACCUCGCCAUCUUGUUGACCCUCGUCGUUGCACCGUUUUUGAGCAGGAGUAUGGUCACAAGUUAUCUCGCCACUGGUGGAACAAUGCUGAUGGGCAUCCCGGCGUACUUCUUUUUCAGUGCAUUGGGUAGAUCACGAGUGGGGACGGCUGCAUUUCACUUCGUCCAAAAACUUUUUCACUGUGUACUGUGCGCUCCGUUCAAGCGAUAGUUGCUGGCAUCAGUGAACCAAAAUACAACCCACUGGCUGCUUUCGUCGCGUAGCCCAAGUAAGUCCAAAACUAAGCGGAGCAGAGUUUGUGCAGUGAUAUGCAUCAGACUCCAUGAUCUCUGCCCUUUUUCAAGGAGGACCAUCCUCUACACUAUGUCGUUGACCAAGCGCUAGCGAAUGUGGUUCGGAGGUAGACAUCUUGUGUGAUAUACAUGAAUACAAUUCCGCUAACAUCGGCUGCUUCCAUCA
This is a messenger RNA of Rhipicephalus microplus (southern cattle tick), 1925 nucleotides long. Its product is annotated as putative L-type amino acid transporter 1-like protein MLAS. Gene Ontology annotation, molecular function: L-amino acid transmembrane transporter activity. Gene Ontology annotation, biological process: amino acid transmembrane transport. NCBI's taxonomy places the organism in Eukaryota, Metazoa, Arthropoda, Arachnida, Ixodida, Ixodidae. The record is from RefSeq and is a predicted model, not a curated record. Gene Ontology annotation, cellular component: membrane.